Messenger RNA from Yarrowia lipolytica CLIB122, 318 nucleotides. RefSeq lists its product as uncharacterized. Gene Ontology annotation, molecular function: damaged DNA binding; single-stranded DNA binding. Gene Ontology annotation, cellular component: site of double-strand break; nucleus; DNA replication factor A complex. The record is from RefSeq and is a predicted model, not a curated record. NCBI's taxonomy places the organism in Eukaryota, Fungi, Ascomycota, Dipodascomycetes, Dipodascales. Gene Ontology annotation, biological process: base-excision repair; DNA replication; double-strand break repair via homologous recombination.
AUGAGUUUCCCCACAACCCCACGAAUCAACAGCGGUCUUCUCGGCGACUUCUAUGGAAAGACGGUGCGAAUCAUCGGCAAGGUCGAGUCUCAGGACGGCGAGAUCGUCAACCUGGAUGCCAACGGGCCCGUCAAGGUCAAGUCUGACGGCUCCGAUUACGUGGUUGGCCACUUCUACGAGGUUGUUGGCAAGGUGGAGGGAAGCGAUCAGAUUGUUGGUCUGACCGCCACCGAUUUCGGAGAGAACAUCAACCCCGAGCAGGUGAAAAAGCUGGUUGGAUACUGCCAGAAGUUUCCCUCUGUUUUCGGUGAGGCAUAG